ACAAUAUACACUUAUCACUCACAGAUCUUUUCCUGUGAGCAAUGCUUCCGGAGAAGUAUGUCCGCUUGGAGAAGGACGAGGUGUGCCACACCGGUGCUCCCAAUUUGGAGAUCGCCUCGGCGAAGGCCUUGCUGCCCAGCAGUUCCUUUGGAAGCCAAAGGAGCUCAAGCUCGGCGAGGACGAUCGCCUCCGAGGGAGGCGGACUGUCCACGUGGGGCCGACGGAACCUCGAGGGUGAGGUGAGGCAGCUCCGCUGGGAGCUGAACGAGGAGCGGCUCCUCGCCGGGCGCCUACGACAGGAACUCCAGAAAGCCCAGCAGCAGCUGCGGCAGGCACAUCAAGAGCUUGAUUUGCAACGGGAUCGUGAUGCGCUUUUGGGUUUUGCUCACGAGAGCCCCAGAGGGGGGCAUGUUUGUCGAUCUUUUUGCGCGCUAUUUGGGCGCCGGUAGGCAGGGUGCCGCUGUUCCUGAGAUCCCGACAGUAUGCAGGUGCUCAUUUCG
This is a messenger RNA of Durusdinium trenchii, 500 nucleotides long. The record is from the annotation of a GenBank genome assembly. NCBI's taxonomy places the organism in Eukaryota, Dinophyceae, Suessiales, Symbiodiniaceae.